Messenger RNA from Salmo salar (Atlantic salmon), 1092 nucleotides. The record is from RefSeq and is a predicted model, not a curated record. NCBI's taxonomy places the organism in Eukaryota, Metazoa, Chordata, Actinopteri, Salmoniformes, Salmonidae.
AUGGGUGUCUUGGGUUUAACCAGCUUUAUAGAUGAUACUGGAGAGAUUUUAACAGAUUAUCACUUCAGAAACAGCAAGCUGGUCAUAGAUGGCACUAAUCUCUACCUCUCUCUUUUUUUUAAAUCAUGUUUGGAUCAGAAGCAUGGAGGGGAUUAUGAUGAUUUUGAGGACCAGGUCUGCAAGUUCUUUAAGGCUCUGAGAGAUUGUGGCAUUGAACCUUAUGUGAUUAUAGAUGGAGGCUCUGACUUUUCCGAUAAAAAGUUUGAAACUCUCCUCCACCGAGUUCAAUCAACGCUCAACACAGCCAACAACUUGUCCAAGGGGCUUUGGGGGUGCGGUUUACUACCAAUCCUCAUCAAACAAGUCUUCAAACAAGUCCUCUCCAGCCUGAAGGUGCCAUUCGUACAGUGCAUCUUUGAAGCAGACCAAGAAAUAGCCUCCUUGGCUCAAAGGUGGAACUGUCCGGUCCUGUCCUAUGACAGUGACUUUUAUAUUUUUGACAUCCAGGCAGGAUAUCUGCCCAUCUCCCAUUUUAAGUGGCACAACGCAUCGACGCAACGCUGGAGUACUCAAAAUUACAUCCCCUGCAAGCGGUACACCACAACAAGCUUCUGCAGACACUUCAACAUCAACAGACAGCUUCUCCCAGUCUUCGCUGCCAUUGCAGGAAACGACUAUGUCAACUUGGAUAAGAUGGGCUUUCCCAUUAGGUGGGAAGACAACUCGCCGAUUGAACCCAAUCGAAAUCCAAGGGUUGUCUUUUUCAACAAGUUGCUGAAAUGGCUGGCCAGUUUCCAGGAGCAGCAGGAGGCCUUGGACAAUGUGCCCAGACUCAUCGUUUCUAGGAACAACCAACACAACAUGGAUGCUGCCCUCCAGGCCCUCUCUCUGAGCAUAGAGACAUACCAGCUUCAACCCGGUUGCCUGGAGCAGUUCUUCAUUAAAGACAAUGCUCCUGAUCCCGGCCAUCUCCCAGACCAUCUGAGUGUCCUUCCAGACUGGACCCUGCUGCCGUUGAUGAAGGGGACACUUCCGUCCCUGCAUAAUAUACAUUCUGCAGCUGAGGCCAGUGAUACAGGGAGUCCAAGUUGA